GGGGUAUGCAGCUCUCUCUCUCUUUCAUGUUGGUUCAGAUUUGUUUGUGAGAAGUGUCUCUGUCUUUUGAGCAUGCCCCCCUUUGGGUUCUGUUUGUGAUUCUGGUUUUUUAGCUUUUGAAUGGUUCGGGUCUAGCAUUGUGCUCUCCCUGUUCUGAUGUUUGGCACUAAAAUGCUCUAGUUUUUGGUGGGUAUUCUCCGGUUUAGUGGGUAUUCUCAAGUGUUGACUACGUCCUUGGGGGUGUGGAUAGUUUAUUGUCAAAUUUGACAGGGCUGCCAAAACUGUCAAAUUCUCGUCAUCUGUGAGCCUUUAAGGAUUUGGGGUUUAAUUUGGGGAUCUUAAUUGGGGGUUUAGUUUAGAUCUAUCCAGUCGAGCCUUCCUCGUCUGAAUCUUCAGCGUCCUGCUACUCUGAGCUGAGCUUGAUUAAGUUCGAAAAGAAGGCACUCAUUCCGCCACCGUUCAAUGCUACUCUGCUGAAAUUCGCUGCAGACGAUUUGGGUUUGGCAAGAAGGUGAUCAAAAUGGCUACAGCGACCUACCCACCUCCACCACCGUAUUAUAAGCUAUACAAAGAUUACCUGCAAGAUCCAAAAUCAGCUCCUGAGCCGCCACCACCUAUUGAAGGGACAUACAUUUGCUAUGGUGCCAAUUACACUACGGAUGACGUGCUUCCAAGCCUGGAAGAACAGGGAGUGCGUCAGCUGUACCCAAAAGGCCCAAAUAUUGAUUUUAAGAAGGAAUUACGAUCCCUUAACAGAGAGUUACAGCUGCACAUUUUGGAACUCGCUGAUAUUCUCGUGGAGAGGCCAUCACAAUAUGCAAGGAGGGUGGAAGAAAUAUCUCUUAUAUUUAAGAACUUGCAUCAUCUUCUUAACUCAUUGCGGCCCCAUCAGGCUAGGGCAACGCUUAUACACAUUCUAGAACUUCAGAUAAAACGACGUAAACAAGCUGUUGAGGAUAUAAAGAGGAGGAGAGAAGAAGCACAGGCACUUCUGAAGGAGUCCCUUGAAUCGUUGGAGGACAAUAGUGCAGCUCUUAUGUUGAAGUAGGGAGUGCUCGUGUAUGUUGAAGUAGGGAGUGCUCAUGUAUGUUCUUACUUAUGAUCAAAGCCUCAUAGACGGGCAUCUAAUAGCUUUUAGGAGGGUUGUGGAGUCCCACAGAUCAAAUUAUCUCGGACAGAGUUUCAUCUACUACCAUCGUGUUUUGUAUCAGAAACUUCUGGUUUUACCGUUCUAUUCUAGUGUCAAAGGCAAAUAGGCCAUUUGGCUGUUAUUGAGUGAUGGUAUCCGAGGUUUAAUUCAAAUGAAUCUAUUUAAACGGGAUGAUAGUAUCAUGUUCUAUUGCUCUGU
Fragaria vesca subsp. vesca is the source of this 1348-nucleotide messenger RNA. RefSeq names its product mediator of RNA polymerase II transcription subunit 7b-like. NCBI's taxonomy places the organism in Eukaryota, Viridiplantae, Streptophyta, Magnoliopsida, Rosales, Rosaceae. Bases 521 to 1048 code for a protein of 175 amino acids. Gene Ontology annotation, cellular component: core mediator complex; mediator complex. Gene Ontology annotation, biological process: regulation of transcription by RNA polymerase II. The record is from RefSeq and is a predicted model, not a curated record. The transcript has 6 exons. Gene Ontology annotation, molecular function: transcription coregulator activity.